This is a messenger RNA of Amaranthus tricolor (Joseph's coat), 1000 nucleotides long. Its product is annotated as basic leucine zipper 43-like. Bases 83 to 664 code for a protein of 193 amino acids. Gene Ontology annotation, biological process: regulation of DNA-templated transcription. Gene Ontology annotation, molecular function: DNA-binding transcription factor activity. The record is from RefSeq and is a predicted model, not a curated record. The transcript has a single exon. Lineage: Eukaryota; Viridiplantae; Streptophyta; Magnoliopsida; Caryophyllales; Amaranthaceae.
AUUCCCCUCUCAAACCCGUAUUUUGUUAAUCUCAAUUCUAAACACUUACUUAUUUGUUGUUUUAUCAUUUCUAUCUAAAACCAUGCAGUCUUCAAAUAAUAUUACAGGGGUAAUCCCAUUUCCAUAUUUAGUCCCUUCAAACCAAAGUACUCCGUACCCCUACAAUCCCAAUAAUAAUGAAUUAUCCACACUCCAAAUAAACAAAUACACAAACCAAUUAUACAAUCUCCAAAUAUGCCCACAACUUCAAGAUCAAUUAUUCACUCAAUACCCAUCAUCAUGUUUUAGCAAUAACUCAACAUCAGACGAGGCUGAUCAUGAUGAACAACAGCUAACUAUCAUCAAUGAGAGAAAACAGAGAAGGAUGAUAUCUAACAGAGAAUCUGCACGUAGAUCGCGUAUGCGCAAACAAAGACACUUAGAUGAGCUUUGGUCACAGGUUGUUUGGCUUAGGAAUGAGAAUCAUCAACUCAUUGAUAAGCUGAAUCAUGCAUCUGAAUCCCAUGAACGUGUUCUUCAAGAGAAUCUUCAGCUUAAACAACAAACAUCUGAGCUUCGUCAGAUGAUUACUGACAUACAAAUCGGUAGCCCUUACUCUAGUCUUCAACAUUUUGAGGAGAUUGUUAAUGGACCCUACCUUGAUCAAGAUGAAUCUCCAAACUAGUCAGAUUCAUAGUGUAGUCAGUCAUCAAUUAGUAUUGUGCACAUCUAAUACAUGUGCGUUAAACCAACUCGGGUGUCAUUGUUCUGUGUUCAAAUAUUAAUAGGAGUUUUUUAUCAAAUCACCGGGAUAUAGUCUAGACAAACCCGAGUAUAAAUUAAUUAAAUUAAUCACCUGGCUUGUGUUUAGUUUCUUAAUUAGUGAUAAUUAAUAUCUUACUUAAGUAAUUAAAUCUGGCUCUUUAUUAGGUUAGUCAAUUGGUUAUUGCCUGAUCUUCCUCUUUUUAAGGUGUGUCUUACUCGAGAAAUAGUGUAGGCAAGACACAUGUUGAAGUGCAUU